CUUAUGUUCUAAGUUUCAAGCGCCGCCACCAUAGUUGGUCUUAGUCUUGUAAAUUGUGAUUGAUCUUAGAAAGAUGGCAUCAGAGCUUCAGCUUCCCCCUGGAUUCAGAUUCCAUCCGACGGACGAGGAGCUGGUGAAGGACUAUCUCUGCCGCAAAUGCACGUCGCAGCCCAUCGCCGUUCCCAUCAUCGCCGAAAUCGACCUCUACAAAUACGACCCUUGGGACCUACCAGGAUUGGCUUCUUACGGAGAGAAGGAGUGGUACUUCUUCUCACCCCGGGACCGGAAGUACCCGAACGGUUCCAGGCCCAACCGGGCCGCUGGAACCGGGUACUGGAAGGCAACCGGGGCGGAUAAGCCCAUUGGUCAGCCCAAACCGGUUGGGAUCAAGAAAGCCUUGGUGUUUUACGCAGGGAAAGCCCCGAAAGGAGACAAAACCAAUUGGAUCAUGCACGAGUAUCGUCUGGCCGAUGUGGAUCGCUCCGUUCGCCGAAAGAACAGUUUAAGGUUGGAUGAUUGGGUGCUAUGCCGAAUUUACAACAAGAAGGGGACGAUCGAAAAACAAGAAGCAAAGCGCGAGGCGGUUGGCGUUAGGCAGAAAAUGGAAUCGUCGGAGAUGGAAGAGAAGAAGCCGGUGAUUGUGAGCGGCGGAGGGCGUGUAGCGGCGAUGACGGACUACAUGUACUUCGACCCGUCGGAUUCAGUCCCGAAGCUGCACACGGAGUCGAGCUGUUCGGAGCAGGUGGUGUCGCCGGAAUUCGCGAGCGAGGUGCAGAGCGAGCCCAAGUGGGUGGAGUUUGAUUAUAAUUACGUGGAUGGGCUGGGGGCCCAAUUCGAGAGCAGUAAUAAUGAAAUGUCGGAUAUGUUCUGGUACUGGGCCAAGCCCUAGUGAGCCGAUUGGCAUUGCAGGGCAGCACGAGACUGAGGCAAGGUCCAUGAGUGUGCCUGUGCGUUAGACAGUGUUAGAUAGAAGAUGAAGAUGAAGAUGUAGAUUUAUGUGUCCCGUGCUUCAUGUGUACAGCUAUUGUAGAAUGUAGAUAGCAAUUAGCAAGCUACACCUUCUUCUUAUGUCGUACUUCCCUCCCACCUUCUAAUUAAUAUUUCCUCCAUUAUAAAUUAACUAGCUCUAUUUUUCUCUUUUUAAAUUCA
Molecule: messenger RNA, 1149 nt
Organism: Cajanus cajan (pigeon pea)
Lineage: Eukaryota; Viridiplantae; Streptophyta; Magnoliopsida; Fabales; Fabaceae
Product: NAC domain-containing protein 2
Biological process (GO): regulation of DNA-templated transcription
Molecular function (GO): DNA binding
Source: RefSeq, a predicted model, not a curated record